This is a messenger RNA of Dendroctonus ponderosae (mountain pine beetle), 641 nucleotides long. RefSeq lists its product as uncharacterized. The transcript has 4 exons. The record is from RefSeq and is a predicted model, not a curated record. Lineage: Eukaryota; Metazoa; Arthropoda; Insecta; Coleoptera; Curculionidae. The coding region runs from base 122 to 601 and encodes 159 amino acids.
UAGAUAAGAUUUAUACGUUAAUUACCUUUUGCCAUUGACUGAUUUCAUAUACAUGGCACACAUCACAAAAAGAGAAUCUAUUUUCUUUUGAAAAGUUUUAUUUAAUUUCUGUGUUGGUACAAUGAAUUAUUUCCAGUUUUUGACUGGGAUCAGUGUCCUGAUGACCGCCGUUUCUGCCACGAAAAUGAGUGCUUGCACUAACUCCACAGGAAUUUAUCCUAAUGUUACUUAUUCCGUUAAUUCCUACGUUUGUGAAGCGACGCCUUGCACAUGUACUUUGGGCUGUCCAUCGCUUAUUAGUGUCGAUUUCUAUGCACCUAGAUACUUGGAGAAAAUAAAGCCGAAAAUACACGCGGCUUGCAUGGGCGUAGGAUUAGAUUAUCCAUUAGGUCAGGCCGAUGCUUGUGCAGGAAUCAACAACACUCAAUGUCCGAUUGUUCAGAAUGAGAAAGUCCAUUAUGAAUAUUCGCUUAAUAUUCUACCUAUUUUUCCAGAGGUUACUGUUACACUAACAUUUUCUAUCAUAGACGAAGAGUUAAACGAAGAUGUUGUGUGUUUUGAAUGGGACAUAGAAGUGAAGAGAACCACGUGCCCUGAAUAAGAAAUGUGUUUAGAUUUAUUAUACGUUACUUCUUUUUAAA